CGCGCAGCGUGGCGCGCGUCAGUGGUUUUAACGGGGCGAUUCCAGCAACGUCGCGUCGCGUCGCGUUACGCGGCCGGCGUGCGGCGAGUACGUGUUGAAAGACCGUAUUGUACAAACGCGGCUUUUCCAGUGGGAGGGGCUUGAACCGAAGCGAUGUGACGCGAACGUAAAUCUGCGCGCUGGUUUCCGUUCACACGGAGAAACGCGGAAACGUUGGUCGCGCGCUCAACCGUCACAAAAACCCGCGCGUACGGAGGACAGACGAGCCGCGGAGCCGCGCGGGCCGAAGGGACCGGACCGGCGAGAAGAAGCAGACCCGCUCCGGGAGCAUGUGAGUAAAGCCGCUCUUCUCGCGGAUCUGUGCUGCAGGAUGGACGCGUUCGGCUUCUGCAUGCAUUACGCAUCCGGUGUUUGGGACAGAUAGAGAUGAUCUGAUCUUCAGUCCAGUUCUGCUUCUUUCUCUGGACUAUCACAAUCAAUCACGUCCUUAUUGUCUGGUUUUCACCAAAAACAAGUGUGCCGGCGCUAUGAUGCCGUUGGUCUUCACACUUCUCUGCCUCUGCGUUUCAAAGAGGGGCGGCUUCUCUGCGUCUGUCACUCAAGCCCCCGUCCAAUCAGACGUUCAGUGUCACGACUGGGGAGUGCGGAGCGAGGGGUCGGUGCGGGUGUAUGACGGCGAGGUGGCCUACCUCUACUGUCCGCUCUUCUCUUACCCCACGCUCUACAGCUACAAUCAGACUCAGAACAGCAGCCUGUCUCUGCUGUGGUACCGACACACACACACACACGAGCUGGAGCAGCCCAUCAACCUCAAACUGCACACACUGCACAAAGACCGCGAGUACCUGUGGAUUCAGCCGGCCUCGGCGCAGGACGCCGGACUCUACAUCUGCAUGCUCCGCAACAUUUCCUUGUGUGUGAAGAUCGGCGUUGAACUAAAGGUCGUUCAGAAAGACGAAGAGUGUGACAGAACAGCUCAGCCUCACCUGAACCUGACUGUACCGCUCCAGAGCGAUCAAACACUCACCUGUCCAGACCUGAACACGCUCACGCUGCCCAACAGCACACACUCCGUCAGCUGGAUCCACUUAUGCAGGUUUAAUCGCUUUCGAGGAGACCGGGAGCUGAAGGGAGAUAAUCUGGUGAUCUACAGGAUGAUGGAGCCGUAUUCUGGCCUCUAUACCUGUGUGGUUUCCUAUCAGAUGAACGGACGUACGCUCCAGUUCACACGCAGCAUUUACGUCAUACCUGUCGUUCCAGAUUUCGGCAGUAAAGUUCCCAUCAUCCUGAAUCCCGCGAGCGAUCAGAUCUACACGGUGACUCUGGGGAAGACCGAGUCUCUGUCCUGUCGUGUUCAUCUGCCUCACCUGUACGGAGAAAAGCAGCACAUCUGGUGGACCAUCGAUAACAAAACCGUGGAGCAACUCGCCGACCCACGAUACAGCUCCCCCGAGGCCAGGCUUGUGUCAUAUGAUUACGGCGACGAGUUGAGAGAACGAAUCUUAAAUGUGACGGAUUUUUCUGCCGACGACCUGCAGAGAGAGUUUAACUGCUCUGCCAGAAACAGCCGUGGAUUCAACACCAGCCGAGCCGUACUCAAGGCCGAACCGUACGUCCCGACUCUAGCGCUGGGCUGUGGUUUAGGGGUGACUCUGGCGCUCAUGUUGAUGAUGUUUGUCAUCUAUCACGUCUUCUGGCUCGAGCUGCUGCUGCUCUAUCGCUCGUGGUUCGGCUCGGAUGAGAGCUACACAGAUGAUAAGCAGUAUGACGUGUAUAUCUCAUACGCUCGCAACAGUGAGGAGGAGGAGUUCGUUCUGUCCACUCUGCGGCGAGUCCUGGAGACCGAGUUCGGUUACUCGGUCUGCAUCUUCGACCGGGACAGUCUUCCUGGAGGAAAUCUGAUGGAGUCGGUUCUCCGGUGCAUGCAGGCGUGCCGGCGGCUGCUGGUGGUGCUGAGCUCGGACUGUUUGUGCGAGAAGAGCAUCAGUCUGCUGGAGUGUCGUCUGUGUCUGUACCUGCACCACGCGUCGCGCGUCCCCGUCAUCACCGUGAGACGGCGCGCGCUCAGCGGCCCCUGCGGCGACGUCGCGCGCCUCCGCGACAGCUCCACGUGCAUCCGCUGGCACGACGCGCGCUCCGAGCGGACCGGCUCGCGCUUCUGGAAGCUUCUGCGGCUCGCGCUGCCCGUGCGGCCGCUCGCGCUCGGGAAGAGGCUCAUCGACAGCACCUCUUCCCAUUCGGACCUGGCGUCCGUGGCGACGCGUUACGCGCACGCGCAGACCGUCUCGCUCAGCCGGCGCAGCAAAGGGGGGCGGGGCGGGGAGAGGCACCUGGGCGCGCGCGACAGGGGUGGGCGGGGCUGCGCGCAAAAGGGGCGGGUCUGCGCGAUUUGCGUGAGUUUUCAGGAAAGUCGUCGAAUUUGGGGCGGGGUUAUCGCUACUCAGUGGAGCACACACCUGCACCAGCCUGUGGCUAAUGGGACCAUACCUCACACCACACACAACUCCAACACCGAACCCGGCAACGACCUCUCCAACGACCCCGGCAACGACCUCUGCCCUUGCGAACCAAUCAACAACAACCAGACAAAUGAGCUACAAACCACACACUGUUGACAGACACUGAACGAAAUGUAUAAUAACCUUCAGGUAAAAUGUAAAUACUGAACAUGAAUUCAAUAAACCAAAUAAAAUCAGGAUGACCUUUUACCUGAGGCUAAUGAGGUUUAUUU
Messenger RNA from Puntigrus tetrazona (Sumatra barb), 2731 nucleotides. RefSeq names its product interleukin-1 receptor accessory protein. The transcript is spliced from 13 exons. The coding region runs from base 528 to 2615 and encodes 695 amino acids. The record is from RefSeq and is a predicted model, not a curated record. Gene Ontology annotation, biological process: signal transduction. Gene Ontology annotation, molecular function: interleukin-1 receptor activity. NCBI's taxonomy places the organism in Eukaryota, Metazoa, Chordata, Actinopteri, Cypriniformes, Cyprinidae.